This is a messenger RNA of Gymnogyps californianus (California condor), 1410 nucleotides long. It is a transcript of the gene CLHC1, whose product is annotated as clathrin heavy chain linker domain containing 1. Lineage: Eukaryota; Metazoa; Chordata; Aves; Accipitriformes; Cathartidae. The record is from RefSeq and is a predicted model, not a curated record. Bases 1 to 1410 code for a protein of 469 amino acids. The transcript is spliced from 11 exons.
AUGGCGGCUCCCCGAAAGAGCGCCGCGCCGGCCCGCACGGGGUUUCCACCCGCGCCGGAGGAGGGGCGGGCGGCGCGGCGGGACUACGGCUCCCGGCGCGCCCCGCCGCCGCCAGCCGCGCUGGGACCUGCUGGGAGCCGUAGUCCCGCCCGCGGGGCGUCAUGGGAGCCGUCGGCGCUGCAGCGUGAAGUCUCAGAAAUCGGUGUCCUCGUCUCGGUCCAGCUCUGUGGAGGCUGUUUAAAAACAUGUUACAGCCGCCUUGCCACCUGCGGAUCCCCCAAGAUCAAUGCCAAAUUUAUCUGGGUUUGUAGGGAAAAUAUUUUUAGAAUUAGAAAAGCCCUAGGUGAUUACAAGCUCUGUAAUCUGAGUCCACAACUCUAUUAUACUAUAGGAAAAGAGCAAUGGAGCUUGAAGACAAGCCUGAGUGUAGAAGAAUCACUCAGCUUGGAUUCUCUUUCUAAACAUCUCGCUCAGCUCUUGAUGUCCCUAGUAAAAAGGCUGAAGAUUCACUUGAGUAUUUUGAAAGUUUCAGUGAAUUACUUUCCGAAUUCCGCCAUAACUCUGGAAGCAAUCAAAUGUGCAUUGUCUGAAAAGCAAUUAAAUCUAGUAACACAUUGGGUUACACAGCAAAGGUUAACCUUUUCUGAGGCAGUAGGAGAUAGUAUUUAUGACUCUGAGAAAGUGGAAUCAAGCAAUGAGUCAAAAUGCCUGGCUUUGGCUCAGGUCACGUAUGGUCAGUCUGGCACACACAAAAAAGUUGCUCUGUGCCUAUGUAUACAGAGCCGAAUUUCUGGAGCAAUGGAUUAUAUUCAGCAACUGGAGCAUUUUUUUUCAGAUGAUUACUUCUUUCUGUUGCAAAACUGUCCUAGCACUGCAUUAAUUCGCUGUUUCAGUCAACAGUGGCUUAGAAAACCACCAUUUUCAUCUGUGGGGACUACAAUCCUGUCUUUUAUCUCAGCCAAUCACAAAAAGCAUGGUUUUGAGCUAUUGGAGGAAAUGAGCAAGAAAAAUGCAUUGGAACAGGUUAUUCUAAAUGAUACCGUCUGUACUUUGGAAGACUGGAAUAAGAUAGCAGUUGCUUGUGCAGAAAAUAAGCAUGAAAAGUUAUCUCAGAAAAUCGUGUCGAUUCUCACCUCACAGGAUGGAGUGUUUGAAAAUUCGCCACUUGAAGAUGAAAAAGAUGCAAAGAUCAUGGAACAUGUUUUCUGGAGCUCUGUGCCUCUCUGCAUCAGCUUCCACUAUGCGGAGAGUUCAAAAGGAAGGAGAAUAUCCAGUGGGAGCCUUUGGAGAGCAGGGAGACUGUCCACGGACUUACUGUCUUUCAAUCAGGUUCAGCUACAUAGACUACAUACACAGGCUAAACAAAGGAGACAACGAAGAGUGCCAAAAGAGCAAGAUGAAAGUUCCUGA